AAAAAGAAAAAGAGCGACGCCUGAGAGCGACGCUUGCAGCUGAUGUACCGCUGUCUGAAAAAUGGAGAGCGACACCACUUUCCGGAGAAUAAAACCCUUCGGGACGCAGAGCUACGCCGCGCAAGAUAACGACGGUUCCCGGGACCGUUGCGGGAAUAACGGCUACAGCGGUGACCCAAAGAGGAAGCCCGAAGUGAACAUCUACUUGCUGCGGGAAGGACUGGCAGCUUCCCUGGUCUCUGUGUUUAUUUUGGUGCUGUGGGGACUCGUUCAUUUGUCGUUACAGCAGCUCGUCAUCGGAAAGCCGACCGGCGAGUUCAACGCACUGAGAGCCAGACAACACUUGGAGCAGAUCACCAGUGUCGGCCCUCGGCCUGUGGGCAGUCCGGAGAAUGAAGUCCUGACGGUGAACUAUCUGCUGGAGCAGAUCAAUAACAUCCGCGUGGAGACGGCGGCGGGCCCCCAUCAGCUCACGGUGGAGGUGCAGCGCCCCACGGGCUCUUUCUCCAUCGACUUUCUCGGAGGCUUCACCAGUUUCUAUGACCGGGUCUCAAACAUCGCUGUCAGGCUGGAGCCGAAGGGCGGGGCGCAGCAUCUCAUGCUAGCCAACUGCCACUUUGACACGGUGGCCAACAGUCCAGGUGCCAGUGAUGAUGCAGUGAGCUGUGCAGUGAUGCUGGAAGUCCUCCAUUCUCUGGCAAACCAGUCUACUCCUCUUCGUCAUGGAGUUAUCUUCCUCUUCAAUGGGGCAGAGGAAAACAUCCUGCAGGCCAGUCACGGUUUCAUUACCCAACAUCCCUGGGCCAAGCAGGUGCGAGCUUUUAUUAACUUGGAGGCUGCAGGUGUUGGGGGCAAGGAGGUUGUUUUCCAGACAGGUCCAGAGAACCCGUGGCUGGUUCAGGCCUACGUACAAGCAGCCAAACACCCCUUCGCCUCUGUGGUUGGUCAGGAGGUCUUCCAGAGUGGCAUCAUCCCCUCUGACACUGACUUCCGCAUCUACAGAGACUUUGGUAACAUCCCAGGGAUUGAUCUGGCUUUCAUUGAAAACGGUUUCAUCUACCAUACCAAGUACGACACUGCUGACAGGAUCCUGACAGACUCAAUACAAAGAGCUGGCGACAACAUCCUGGCCGUCCUGAGAUACCUGGUAAUGUCAGAGAAGUUGGCCGAUUCCUCAGAGUAUCGCCACGGCAACAUGGUGUUUUUCGACCUGUUAGGGGUAAUCGUUGUGGCUUACCCGGCCCGUGUUGGCACCAUCCUGAACUACAUGGUGGCCAUGGCCACCUUCCUCUAUCUGGCCAGGAAAGCCUCCCUUCCAGGCAAUGGGGGUGGUCGCUAUGUCCGAGACCUGGCCUGUGCCACAGGUGUAACUGUCCUGAGCUGGUUUGUCACCCUGCUCUCCGUGCUGAUUGUUGCUCUACUCAUCACACUGUUGGGCCGCUCCAUGUUUUGGUACACCCACUUCUAUGCUUCCAUCUGCUUGUACGGGGCUGCUGCCACAGGCAAGAUGGUCCUUGUUCAUACGCUGGCAAAGAACUUGUACUUUGGAGGAGUCCGUUUGGUGGAGCUUGGCGAUCUUUUCUUUGAUGUGAGCAUACUGCUGUGGUGCUGCAGCCUGGUGUGGCUGACCCAGCAAGGCCUGUGUUCAGCCUACGUGCCAAUGCUAAUGGUGGCCUUUCCACUGGCCACCAGACUGCUGCUGGCCAAAGAGUUCAAACACAGAGGAGCAUCAGUGAAGUACAGUGUGCUCUAUCUGUUUGGUCUGACUCUGCCGUAUGUCCACUUCAUGUUCCUCAUCUGGGUGGUGUUUGAGAUUUUCACACCCAUCAUGGGUCGCAGCGGCACAGAGAUACCGCCUGAGGUGGUGCUGGCCACUUUGGUCACCCUAGCAACCAUUUUCCUCUCCUCCUUUUUUCUGCAUUUUAUCUACUUGGCACGGAGCACUAAGUGGAUCCUGACUGGUCUGGCCUCAAUAUUCAGCAUCAUGUUUCUGUUGGUGUCCAGUGGCCUCCUUUUCCCUUACUCAGGCAGUCCAGAGAGCCCCCGGCCCAAACGAGUCUUCUUGCAGCAUACAACACGGACCUUUCACAAUCUUCAGGGCCAGGUGGAGAGCCGGGACUCAGGUCUGUGGAUCAACAGUUUUGACUACACAGGCAUGCAGCACAUCACACCUCACAUCCCCGAGAUCAACGACAGCAUUCGCACCCACUGCCAAGAGGACCGACCCUUCUGUGGUUACCCCUGGUUUCUGCCUGUCAAGUUCCUCAGCAAGAAGAACUGGUACCUUCCUGCUCCCGAAGUGUCUCCCAGCUCUCCUAUUGAGUUCAGCCUGAUGUCCAGAGAGGAGACCAGCUGGGGGACGAUCAAGAUGACCUUCAGCGCGAGAGGCCCCAGCCACAUGUCUCUGUACCUGAUGCCUCACCGAGGAGCCAGCCUCUCCACCUGGUCCUUAGGGGACGGGACGCCUCAGUUCGACCUGAGCGGAGAGUAUUUUGUUUUCUAUUCUCACGGCCUCGAUGCCCCUACAUGGAGCUUCUGGUUUGAAAUACAGCCUCCCAGGGACCCCGACCCGACAGGUCCUGAGGGGAUGAUCUCUGUUGCCAUUUCCUCCCACUAUUUCUUUGGACAAGACCAGAGGACUGCUCAACUUGAGGAAAUCCUCCGCAGGUUUCCCACGUGGACUUUCCCUUCGUCUUGGGUCAGUACCUAUGACAUGUACAGAUACUGAGGACGUCACCGAGGAGGACGACGACGACGAGGACACAAUGAAGAGGGGCUGCAGGGGACCCCGAGGAAGACAAAGUUACAAGGAGGACAAACCCUGCUGCCUUUUCACUCUGACACAAACACACUCUCUCACACACUCACGCUCCCUCCCAGCCUGCCUGAGAGACCCCCAUCACUGUGUCAGUAGGCUUAGUGGCUAACAAAGCGGGAAGGGCAUGCCAGAGGUAAGCUGAUCACACAGAGUACAGACUGAAAAAGUCUCCACCCGAUGCUCCGGGUGCCACAAGCCUCGUGCUCAAUCCUGAGUUAGUGAAAUGAAGGAGUUAAGGUUUUUUUUUUUUUUUUUAAACAAAAUCUGCUGUGCCUUUGCUUUUCUCACUCCAUCUCACUCUCGCCCCUUUCCUCUCUUCCUCCUGUUCUCUCUCUCUUCCCGAGGUCACAUGGUUACCUCUCAUGCUAACUGUGUUUGAGCAGCCGUUCUCAAGAGUCCCUGUGUCAUUAUCUGUAACAUGCGUGUGUAUCUGGUGGAAGGGAGAAAAAUUCCUGCUUUUCUUUUCUGCCUUUUCAGGCUUUAACUGGAAAAUUUGCCACUCUUAAAGUCGCUUUUCAUACACACACACACACUUGUUUAUGUCAUGAGCAAACAGUUUUUGUAAUUACUAAUCAAUUAACUGUGAAAUAGAGUUAUCAUUCCUUUCUGACACUACUGAUUUGCAGCGAGUCAUAACCCUGUGUUUCAGUGAGGAAUGCCAACAAUCUGCUUUUAAUGUCAGGGAAUCUGGCAAACAGAUGCAGAAGUCUUCGCCUGUUAAAUGGAAACAGACACAUUUCAUUUGUCACCGUGUCCUUUAAAUUACAGUAAUGUUCCUGAUGGGGGUUUAUGAGGUUUAAGAUGUUCAAGGAAACGUAUAGUUUUGAUUUUUUGGGCUUGAGGAGGAUGAGACGCAAAAAUCACAGGAGUGUACGGCUCUGUUUGCUGUAGAGAACUCCAAGGGUGGGAAAGCAAAAAUGCAGCUCCACAUUCAUUGCCAGCAUCAUUAUCAGUCACCAUGUUCUGUCUCAUGUGGGAGGAUUCACAACAACGUUCACUCCCACUGUUACAGUACUUGUUCUUAAUGCUAAAGGUUAUCUCCAGCAGCAUCAAGGACUGUGUUUAGUUAUGAAGGGAAGAAGAUCUUUAAGGAGUAAUUGAUCAUUAAAUAAGUCAAUUGAAAUAAAAAACAGAUUGUCCUUUAAACACAGAGGUGUCACUUUUUAAGCAGUGUGCCGGUUCCAGCUGCUCAAAUCUGAUGGUUUACAUCUUUUAUGUUGGAGUGACAGCAGAGGUUUGGACUGUUGGUCUGAAGGGACAAACUUUAUGUCUCGAAAAAAGCUCCAAUCCCCCAACUAAUUCAAUCCCACUAAAGCCAACUCCAUAUUGUAAUAGCUACAAUGAUGAUGAUGAGAUAUUUGUUUUAGUUGUUGUCCAUGAAAGGAGGGAAAUGAAAGUUGCAGAGAACCCUGGGAAGUUAUUUGGAUAUUUAUGCAGAUGUUUUGCCAGAUUGUACUUCAUCUGGCUCCUUUCCCUACUCUGCUUAUUCUAAACUGGUGCUGCUGCAGAUGAAUCAGUGUGAGCUGUUGGAAAAACUCACAUUUCAUUUUUGGGGGUGUGUUUCUACAGUUUCCUAUAUGUCACUUGUCUCAUGUGGAGCUGCAUCUUUUUUCUUUUUCUGGCCUUGAGCCCGAUUAUCACAAACACAAUGAUGUUAAUAUGACCUGUUUAAUGUUUCCACUUUACAUAGUACACCUCAGAGAACGCCACGAAAGAGUCAUCGUGGGUUAUAUUAGAAACGUAGUACUUCUCACGUUUGACUGUCUUUAUUGUUUUUAAAAAGUGACAGCAAUCAUUUAAAGUUUAGAAAAAGUAGCGCUAGGCUGAGAAGUGAAACGUCCGAACAAAGUGCUUAUCUGGGCCAUGUCAUGUUUUGGAAAGUUCUAGAAGUCCGAUUUGGAAAGAAUGUGGGGACGUUUUUUUUUUUUUUUUUUUGUGUCACCACUACCUCCUCAGUGAUCAAAACCAAGUGCCCAGACACCAAACAAAUACUACUGCUUCAUAGUUUGCUGUUGGAAAGAUAAAAGCUCAUUCAUGUUGAAGAAAGAGAUUAUUUUGACGAGUCAUGGAGCAUCACCUCCUCUGUCUUUGGGUUGUCUCUGUUUCCUUCUAACAAAGUGGAGGCUAAUGGAUUGAUCUGCAAAGACGGGCUUUGUUUUGAUAAAUAAAUGGCACAGCUGUGUUAUCAACCUUUUUAGAGUCCCUCUCUUCAGUCCAACAAUCCCAUCAAAUCUGUAAAUCAAACGUCACAUUGUCGCUUGUUUGCAGUUGGUUCCCCUCUUUAUCUAAUCACAAGUUGAGUCAGGUUUUAGAAACUUGGGAGAUCGCUUGCACUUGAGGGGGGGGGGGAUUACUGAGCACCCUCUACUUUGUGUGCACGUGGUGAUGUGUCGUCGUGACGAUGAUGCAUGUUGUCCUGUUCGGCUCCAGGUCACACAAAUGAAGAAAUGCUGACAUGAAGGAGGCCUUAACGUUCAGCUUCCAAAGACGCACAAAAUGUUUACUGAAGUGGACAGUCACUAAUGUCUCAGUGGUCUUUAAAGCUAACAGGUGCUACACUGUACAGUUUUUAAUCUGUGUGAAAUAUCUUGUUGUCCAUCCCCAGCCUUCAACAGCAUGUUUAAAUUUAGAACAGAUUUCUCCACUGUGCUCCUUCUUUUUGUUGAUGUAGUGCGACUAAACUGAGCAAAUGAAGGUUUAUAUAAAGUUAUAUUAGCUGGAUUAAUAACCCAGAUAAUAGAGUGAUGAAGAAGAAACAGUAACACUGGAUUCAAAGGUAUACAUAUUCACAAGUAACCACACUGUAACUAGCAUAUACAAGUAGCUUUAUAUGAGUCAUUAUGAAGCACUUAUUAAUGCCUUAUCCCUCAUCAGUAUAUCCUCCAUCUACGAGGCCAUUAUCCAAAAGUUUUUCCCCCAAUCUGAUAAUUACGGCGUCUAAAUAUUGAGUAAGAAAGUUGUUUGUAUGUUAAGAUCUUAACAUGAUUCCCACUAUGGGCCUUAUCAGCAGGGAAGUACCACAAUACUGAGCAAAGCAUAUCGAGUUUGUGUUUCUAGUCAGCGUUGCACAACAAACUGUAAUUGUAUUGUUUCUGCGAUAACACAUCACAAAAGAUGCCUGAACAGGGAUCAAUGACAGAGAGUAGUUUCAUUUAGAAGAACCAUGCAGUGAUACUCAGCAUGCCAAGAUUGAACCGAACAGAUGGAGUCCUGGAUGCUUGUAUAAAUAACACCAGCAAGCAUUCAGGUACAGUCAGAUGAAAUGCUGUCCAUUUGUUUGGCAGCUGUAAGGUUAACUAGCUCGAACGCUUCAGAGGGAAAGAAGAGUGAGGAAAAUGUCGUUGAUGAAGAACUUGCGGUAAAAACCAAAGCACUAGAGCUAUUUCAUCAAUCAUUAUUUCACGGAGAUACAACUUGCUUCAAACACAGGAAGACAUAAGACCUGUACGUUACAGCUCAACUGUUAAGGCACAUAUCAGCAUCACAGUUUUUUUUUUUUGAACAGUGUCAUCACUAAU
Labrus mixtus (cuckoo wrasse) is the source of this 6336-nucleotide messenger RNA. Its product is annotated as endoplasmic reticulum metallopeptidase 1. The coding region runs from base 62 to 2728 and encodes 888 amino acids. Gene Ontology annotation, molecular function: metalloexopeptidase activity. NCBI's taxonomy places the organism in Eukaryota, Metazoa, Chordata, Actinopteri, Labriformes, Labridae. Gene Ontology annotation, biological process: proteolysis. The record is from RefSeq and is a predicted model, not a curated record. The transcript has 15 exons.